AUGCAGAGGUCCUUGAAUAUGAGUUUGGAGGGCAAAGUCGCCCUGAUCACGGGCGCCGCGAGCGGCAUCGGAGCGGCAGCCGCCCGACUCUUCGCGGAGCACGGCGCCUCGGUUGUGGUUGCCGACAUACAGGAUGAUCUCGGGCGCCAGGUGGCAUCCUCCAUCCGCGGGAGCUACAAGCAUUGCGACGUUCGGGACGAAGGGCAGGUGGCGUCCGCGGUGUCCCACGCACUCUCCGCCCACGGCGGCCUCCACGUCCUACUCAGCAACGCCGGCGUGAUGGGCCCCCUCGGGAGCAUCCUCGACCUCGACGUGGCGGGCCUCGACGAGGCCAUGUCCACCAACGUGCGCGGGGUGGCCGCCACCAUCAAGCACGCCGCGCGCGCCAUGGUGGCCAGCGGGACCCGCGGCUCCAUCAUCUGCACCGCCAGCGUGGCCGGAUGCGUGGGCGGGGCGGGCCCCCACGCGUACUCCGCGUCCAAGCACGCCCUCGUGGGGCUCGUCAGGAACGCGUGCAGCGAGCUCGGGGCGCACGGGAUACGGGUCAAUUGCGUCUCCCCGUUCGGGGUGCCCACGCCGCUCGCGUGUCGGGCGUACGGCCUCCACCCGGAGCAGCUCCAGGCCAACACCUGUGCCGCGGCUAAUCUCAAGGGGGUUGUGCUCACGCCACAACAUGUUGCCCAGGCCGCGCUCUUCCUAGCGUCCGACCACUCCGCCUACGUCAGUGGACACAAUCUCGCCGUUGACGGCGGAUUCACGGUCGUUACCCACGCUCGUUACUCUUCCCAAUCCGAUCCUUCUCAUAAAUCUUCAUAA
Striga asiatica is the source of this 816-nucleotide messenger RNA. NCBI's taxonomy places the organism in Eukaryota, Viridiplantae, Streptophyta, Magnoliopsida, Lamiales, Orobanchaceae. The record is from the annotation of a GenBank genome assembly.